UCUGUUAACCGCAUUGUGUCAAAAAAACUAACUUUCUUUCGUGGCUGGAAAUUGUUUUUCAUUUUCAACGAUAUUGUAACAUUAUUUAAAAGCCCUAAAAAGCUAUUUUAUUUGACAUAAGUCCGUAAAAAAAAUGUCUAUGAUGGCACGUAAGGGCGGACCAGCGGCGGAGGAUUUGUCCAAUGUUGAGUUCGAGACAAGUGAAGAUGUGGAGGUCAUACCCAGUUUCAAUGCUAUGAAUCUUAAAGAAGAAUUGCUAAGAGGCAUUUACGCUUAUGGUUUUGAAAAACCCUCGGCCAUCCAGCAGCGCAGCAUUAAGCCCAUUGUAAAAGGGCGCGACGUCAUUGCUCAAGCCCAGUCGGGUACUGGUAAAACGGCCACCUUCUCCAUUUCCAUAUUACAGAGUUUAGACACAUCACUGCGAGAGACGCAGGUGCUAUGUUUAUCUCCCACUCGCGAGUUGGCUGUACAAAUUCAAAAGGUUAUCUUGGCCUUGGGUGAUCUCAUGAAUGUCCAAUGUCAUGUGUGCAUUGGUGGUACAAAUUUGGGUGAAGAUAUACGUAAAUUAGAUUAUGGCCAGCAUAUUGUGAGUGGUACACCUGGUCGUGUAUUUGACAUGAUCAAACGCAGAGUAUUGCGUACACGAGCUAUACGCAUGUUGGUGCUGGACGAAGCUGAUGAAAUGUUAAAUAAGGGUUUCAAAGAGCAAAUUUAUGAUGUCUAUCGUUAUUUGCCACCAGCAACGCAGGUUGUAUUGAUAUCGGCCACAUUGCCGCAUGAAAUUUUGGAGAUGACAUCGAAAUUCAUGACAGAUCCCAUAAGAAUUUUGGUAAAACGUGAUGAACUGACUCUGGAAGGCAUCAAGCAAUUCUUUGUUGCUGUUGAACGUGAAGAAUGGAAAUUCGAUACUUUGUGCGAUUUAUACGAUACCCUUACCAUAACACAAGCCGUCAUCUUUUGUAACACCAAACGUAAGGUCGAUUGGUUGACUGAAAAAAUGCGUGAAGCAAAUUUCACCGUUAGCUCCAUGCAUGGUGAUAUGCCCCAAAAGGAACGUGAUGAAAUUAUGAAGGAGUUCCGUGCUGGCCAAUCACGAGUUUUAAUUACCACCGAUGUGUGGGCUCGUGGCAUUGACGUUCAACAAGUCUCUUUGGUUAUCAAUUACGAUUUGCCCAACAAUCGUGAAUUGUACAUUCAUCGCAUUGGUCGUUCGGGUCGUUUCGGUCGCAAGGGUGUAGCCAUUAAUUUCGUCAAGUCUGAUGAUAUUCGUAUUUUGCGUGAUAUUGAACAGUACUAUUCGACACAAAUUGAUGAAAUGCCCAUGAAUGUGGCUGAUUUGAUUUAAAUUUCUAUAAUCGCAAUUAGAUGUAAGAAGCCUUUUUUAUAGAUUUCCUAAAAACCGAAUAUAAGAUGGGGAAAACAAUCGCGAGUCUAUGAACAACCAUUGAGCAUUUCGCUGAACAUAAUAUGGAUUCUCUUUACAUUACAAGAAAUGCUCAAUUUAGGUUAGUUAAAAUUUGUCUUUUUUCAUUUUUCACCUACAGAACUACAUAUGUGUAAAUGUAAUGAAUUAAUAUAAUACAUAACAACUUUAGAAAUAAAGUACGUAAUAAAUAUUUUACUAAUUUAUGGAA
This is a messenger RNA of Stomoxys calcitrans (stable fly), 1634 nucleotides long. RefSeq names its product eukaryotic initiation factor 4A-III. NCBI's taxonomy places the organism in Eukaryota, Metazoa, Arthropoda, Insecta, Diptera, Muscidae. Gene Ontology annotation, molecular function: mRNA binding; ATP binding; RNA helicase activity. The record is from RefSeq and is a predicted model, not a curated record. Gene Ontology annotation, cellular component: nucleolus; catalytic step 2 spliceosome. The coding region runs from base 134 to 1345 and encodes 403 amino acids. The transcript is spliced from 3 exons.